CAUAAUGGGAAUUUUACCAUAUUGUGGAACUGAUUUUCAGCAGAAGUAUGUGACAUUUCCACUAGACUGUUACUUUCAGCCCCUGAAUGAUAAUCAUUAGGAAUACUUUGAAGCCAAUGUGUUGUUGUUUUAUGUGAUUUUUAUGAAAGUUAAGAGAGCUGGGAUUAUGGUGCUGGACUGGUUCUCUAACCUCCCCAGCCUACAGUACAUUUCCCCUCCCCCUUGUAGCUGCUCCGAACAUUUACACUAUUCUCUCGGAGGUCCAUUUAGUGUAGUAAAGAGAUGUAUUCACAGAGAAACAAAACAGCAAUUUGCAGUGAAGAUAGUAGAUGUGGCCAAGUUCACCUCGAGUCCAGGCCUCAGUACAGAGGACUUGAAGAGGGAGGCCAGUAUUUGUCACAUGCUGAAGCACCCCCAUAUUGUGGAGUUACUGGAGACCUACAGCUCUGAUGGCAUGCUCUACAUGGUGUUUGAAUAUAUGGAUGGAGCAGAUUUAUGCUUUGAGAUUGUCAAGAGAGCCUCCAUGGGUUUCGUCUACAGUGAAGCUGUGUCGAGCCAUUACAUGAGACAGAUUCUUGAUGCCCUAAGAUACUGCCAUGCCAACAACAUUAUACACAGAGACCUCAAGCCACACUGUGUGUUACUGGCCAGCAAGGAAAACUCUGCCCCCGUUAAGUUGGGGGGAUUCGGGGUGGCUACUCAACUCCCUGAGUCAGGUUUCAUAUCUGGAGAUGAGGAAAUAGUGCAUGGGUUGGAACCUUGGUUUGAUCUGAGAAAUGAUGUAGUUGGUCGUAUUGGCACCCCCCAGUACAUGGCUCCGGAGGUGGUCAAGAGAGAGCCCUACGGUAAACCGGUGGAUGUGUGGGGCUGUGGGGUCAUGUUGUUUACCCUUCUGGGAGGACAUCCACCUUUUGUUGGGACCAAAGAACACUUAUUUGAACAAAUUAUUAAAGGCAGCUACCAUAUGAAGAAACAAUGGCUCAAUAUUUCUAACUAUGCAAAAGAUUUAGUUGUGUAAGCCAGCAAACGGAUUACAGUGGAGGAGGCAUUACAGCAUCCAUGGAUCAAGGAGAGAGGGAAAAUCCCCAAAGUUCAUCUCCAGGAGACAGUGGAGGAACUGAAGAAAUUCAAUUCUAGGAGGAAAUUGAAGGGUGCAAUAAUGGCAGCUGUGUCAAGUUCAAAGUGGAACACAUUUUAUAAUGACCCAGUUGUUCCAGACUUGAGUGAAGAAGAGGUCACAUCUGCUGGAGCUGUGUCCCAGGUUCUGGACUCCCUGGACGAGAUGCAGUGUCUGACAGAGUACACCGGCGAGGAGAAGGACCUCAUAGAAAAAGUCUUCCAAGAUACCAAACUCCAUGCUCUACUGUUGUUGUAUGAUAAGAUCAACACACAGACAGUGAGCCCUGUCCACCCGCCACCAGAUGACGCUGUGGAGAGGUCACGAGAGGUUCAUAAUGUGAUGAAAGUCUGUCCACAAGAAUAUACUACAGUGUGCCAAGAAUUAGAACAAAUUCUGUCGAAACACCAUAUAAUGGCCUUACUUCAAGCACACGAUGUGGUAGCUCAUGAGGUUUAUGGAGAGGAUGCUGUUCGUGUCACGCCCCCUCCUAUCCAGACGUUUUCGAGCCUGAAUGGUGAUUCCUCACAGCCCCCUAGUCCAGAAGUCGAGAUGGAUCCUGGGUGUAAAAUCAAUCGUGUACGACUCGUCCAAUUCCAGAAAAACAAGGAUGAGCCCAUGGGAAUUACUCUAAGGGUGAAUGAAGUUGGUCAGUGUAAGGUUGCUCGGAUAAUGCAUGGAGGAAUGAUCCAUCGACAAGGAACCCUUCAUGUGGGAGAUGAAAUUAGAGAAAUAAACGAAGUCAGUGUCGUUAAUCAGACAGUGGAAAAUCUGCAGAAAAUGCUGAAAUCAUUAAGUGGUAAUGUCACCUUCAAAAUUGUUCCCCAACCAUCAGGCAACGUGCAUAAGGAACGAAAUGAAAAUGGAACACAUAAAGAGAUCUUUGUGAGGGCCCUGUUUGAUUAUAAUCCUGAGGAUGAUGAUAUGAUUCCUUGCCCUCAGGCUGGAGUGUCUUUCAGAGUUGGGGAUGUUUUAAGAAUCAUUAACAAGGAGGACUCUAACUGGUGGCAGGCUAAGUUAUGGGGCGUGGCCCCUACCACCCCAGCAGGUCUCAUCCCCUCCCCAGAGCUUCAGGAGUGGAGAACGUCAAUGUCAUCGAGGGAAAAAGCCAGACACGAACACGCAGCACAUUGUUCCUGGUUUGGAAGGAAGAAGAAGGAUAAAUACCUGGCCAAACACAACUCAAUAUUUGACCAGUUAGAUCUCAAUACCUACGAGGAAGUGGUCUGUCUACCAGCAUUCAUGAGGAAAACAUUAGUAUUAUUAGGUGCUCAUGGGGUUGGUAGAAGACACAUCAAAAAUACCCUGAUAACAAGUCAUCCUGAUCGAUUUGCUUACCCCAUUCCACAUACCACAAGAGCACCCCGAGAAGGUGAAAUGAAUGGAAAAAAUUACUAUUUUGUUGGCCAUGAUCAAAUGAUGAAAGACAUUGCUGCUAACGAGUAUUUAGAGUAUGGAACCCAUGAGGACGCCAUGUAUGGAACAAAAUUAGAGACCAUUCGCCGCAACUCCUCUCAUACCACUGAUUGCAAUUCUGAUGUUGAACUUUCACAGGCGAUUCGUGUGCUGCGGACGGGGGAAUAUGCCCCUUAUAUAGUGUUCAUUGCAGCACCGACUAUAGCCACCAUGCAGGAGGCACUGAAAGUUUUACGCACCGCUGAUUACGCACCUUAUGUAGUAUUUAUAGCAGCUCCAUGCUUCAACGAUCACCUUCUCAGAAAAACUAAGGAUAUGAAUGACAUUAGCUUGGAGAGAUUAGCUACAGAAAGUGAACUUCUUGAAAAAGCCUAUGGACAUUAUUUUGACUUGAAAAUUGUGAACAAUGACAUAGAUGAAACCAUAAGGAAAUUGGAACAUGCGAUUGAUCAAGUCAGUACCACACCCCAGUGGGUGCCAGUCAGCUGGGUCUACUGAAUAGUCUGUGAUGAUUGGUUGUUUAAAUGCUCUGUGGCCCUGAUUAGGCCUUUGUAAGUGAUUUAUGUGACUCUGUUGCCCUGAUUAGGCUUUUGUAAAUGACCUACAUGUAUAUAUUUAUACAUGAAUGUGUAAGCGGCCAUGAUGAGGAAGGUUAAAGGUUAUAACCUUUAGUUAUAACUAUAGAUAAAAGUACUUCUUAGAUAAUCAUGGCAAAAAGUGUUCUUGUCCAUAAACAGGUUCAGAGUAAUUCAGAGAGUAUGUGAAAAUAUAAUAGUAUGAUAUAAAAUGAGUAUGAAACAGGUUUAAUUGAUAUUUAUACAUUUUUUAAAGCAAAUAUGAUACACUGUAGAUAAUAUCAAGGUUGUACAUGGAUUGUGGUGAAAGUAGAAGAUUGUGUACUUGUGUGUUUAUUUCCUAGAGAAAAAAAAAAGCUAGCACCAUUUAAUAUAUAUAUUCAAUAAUUUUACUAUAAAAUGGGCAUGUGAUUUGUUCAAUUUAGAACUGCAGAUGUUUUUUAUUUAAUUCCACAUGGGAAUUUAUUACUAACACUAUGUAUGAUUUUCUCUGGAACUUUGUCACGUCAUACUUAAAAUGCAUUAUAGGGAUGUGUAAUACAAUCAAACAAAUCUGCUUUAUUUUCUUUUUACAAAUUCAAAAGAUAUUGUAAUUUCAUGGAAUUAUGAUCCUAUAUGGAAAAAGUAUAUUUACAGUAAAUAAAUUGAUGCAUUUGUAUAGCAGAUUUUGAUGCAUUAAUAAUUUAUUUACAUGUAAUCUAUCUUCUAAAGACAAACAAGACUGCAUUGUAUUACAAAAUCUGUGAUUUUUGAGAAAUGGUUGUAAAUCUAAUUUAAUAAAUGGUAAGUGUUUGGUGUUUUUUUUUUAGAAAUGUGUAAUUCUUGUCUCAUUACAUGCAAGUAAAUAAAGGUUGUUAUAAGAAUUUGAUAAUCUGUAAAACAUUUCAAACCAUUUUAUAUGUAUACUGCCAAGUAUUAAAAUGUCGAGAGAAUCAAAUUUUUUUGAGAGUGCUAGAUAGAGAAUACAGAUACAUGUAUAUAUGUAUGUGAGAAUAGCAUGGUGCUGAAUUUGUUCUGAUAUAUGUCUUUGAAUUUUUUUGUUAUUUGUUUUUAUGAGCCCUAAAAGUGGUUAUAAGAUAAAUUAGCUUUACAGAUAUACCAGAAGGGAGGGGGGAUUUUGCUGAGUUUGUUUCAGCCCAGGGACCAAGAUGUUUUUUUUUUUGUUUUUUUUUUUAAAACAAAGAAUUUUUCUUCAAUUCUGACUAUUCUGUAUAUCUAAACAUACCAAGUGGAUCUUAAUUGUUAUACUUUUAAUAUCGCAUUUAGGAGGACAUAAUUUAAUAAAUGUAAAAUGCUUAAUUUCUGAAAUAUAGGAUUUGUUUUAACCAAAGUUUAUAAUACAUGUACAUGUAUUCAUAGAUUUUGUUCUUGCAUUUAGGAUUUCAAUUAGAUGUACAUUUAUAUGAAUAAAACAAGUGCAGAAUUUAGCAGAAAUAUAAAAUAUUAAGUAAAAAUAUUACUUGAAAUCUAAGGCCCUUUGUAAGUUUCAAAGAAACUUGUUUUUUUUAUUUAUGUACCAGAAUACAAUGUGUGAUGGAGAAAGAGACUGUGUUUUCCACACUGUUGAAUAUCAAUCUUAUCUCAUUUUGAUGUUAGCUUUAACAGUUGAUUACAGGAGCUCAAAAGCUGUUUAAAUUGCAUUUGAAUAUAAUGCUCCAUACAUGCAUAUGUAUUUUGCUAGACUAAAUAUUUAAAUCUGCGUGUUAGAAAACGAAACUUUGCAAGAUUUUUUGUGAAUUUUAAAAAUAAUGUGCAGAUGUAAUAUGUGUUUCUCAAAUAAGAGUUUUAGUGAUCACCAGUCAAAGUUCAAAGCAGGGGUUGUCUUCAUUUCAGCCAGAAUACUUUAGUUCUAAUCCAUCGUUGGUAAUCCAGGGGUGAUUCACAUCGAUUCUUUCUUUCAUCAGGAAGCUUGUGGACUCAAAACCCGUGGUUUGCGACGAUGGUUCUAAUCUAGUCCUCUUCAUCCUCAUUCGUAUCUUUUAUUUCAUUAUUCUCUCUUGGAUUAUAGUGAUAUAAUACUAGUAUGGCACUGUUAAAUCAAAUCUCUAUAGGGCAGUCAAAUUAACUUUGUAAUAUCCAUUGUUCAGUAUUCAUAUAAUAUCCAUGGUUAGUCAUACUCAUAAUUCCAUAUCCAUGGUUCCCUACCCAUAUAUCCAAUGGGUAUAUGUAUAUUCCACUAAUUUCCACAUCUUGGUGACAACAUAGGACUUCAAUGUAAAAAAAGUAUUCACUGCAAGUGUAUUCCUUACUGAAAUUAAUUGAUUUUUAGCUCACCUCGACGAAGUCGAGAUGAGCUAAUGCUAUACCCCCGGCGUUGGCAUCGGCAUUAGCGUCGGCGUCCCAGGUUAAAGUUUUAGGAGCAAGUCCAUUCCCAAAGUAACUAUAAGCCCUACCUGAACCAAACUUGCAUGGAUGGUGCAUCUAGAGAUGUACACUACCAGACUGGCUUCGGAUGCUGGAUCUGACCUACAUUUUUUAGAUGAGUGACCAGGUUAAAGUUUUUGGUGCAGGUCCAUACCCAAGUAACUAUAAGCCCUACCCAGACCAAACUUGCAUGGAUGAUGCAUCUAGGGAUGGACACUACAAGACUUGCUUCAGAUGCUGGAUCUGAAUUACAUUUUCCAGAUGAAUGACCAGGUUAAAGUUUUUGGAGCAGGUCAAUUCCCAAGAUGAGUAACCAGGUUAAAGUUUUUGGAGCAGGUCCAUUCACAAGGAACUAUAAGCACUACCCGGACCAAACUUGCAUGGAUGAUGCAUCUAGGGAUGGACACUACCAGACUUGCUUUGGAUGCUGGAUCUGACCUACAUUUUCCAGAUGAGUGACCAGGAUCAAGUUUUUGGAGCAGGUACAUACCAAAGGAACUAUAAGCCCUACCAGGACCAAACUUACAUGGAUGAUGCAUCUAGGGAUGGACACUACAAGACUUGCUUCUGAUGCUGGAUUUGACCUACAUUUUCAUUCCCAAGUAACUAUAAGACCUACCUGGACCAAACUAGCAUGGAUGAUGCAUCUAGGGAUGGACACUACUAGACUGGCUUCGGAUGCUGGAUCUGACCUACAUUUUCAUUCCCAAGUAACUAUAAGCCCUACCUGAAGCAAACUUGCAUAGAUGAUGCAUCUAGGGAUGGACACUACAUGUACCAGACUUGCUUCAGAUGCUGAAUCUUACCAACAUUUUCCAGAUGGGUGACCAAAUUAAAGUUUUUGGAGCAGGUCCAUUCCCAAGAAACUAUAAGCCCUACCCGGAACAAACUUGCAUGGAUGAUGCAUCUAGGGAUG
Saccostrea cuccullata (small rock oyster) is the source of this 6388-nucleotide messenger RNA. Its product is annotated as peripheral plasma membrane protein CASK-like. Gene Ontology annotation, molecular function: protein kinase activity; ATP binding; signaling receptor binding. The record is from RefSeq and is a predicted model, not a curated record. Gene Ontology annotation, biological process: regulation of neurotransmitter secretion; protein phosphorylation; intracellular protein localization. NCBI's taxonomy places the organism in Eukaryota, Metazoa, Mollusca, Bivalvia, Ostreida, Ostreidae. Gene Ontology annotation, cellular component: plasma membrane; cell-cell junction.